Molecule: messenger RNA, 1014 nt
Organism: Rotaria sordida
Lineage: Eukaryota; Metazoa; Rotifera; Eurotatoria; Philodinida; Philodinidae
Source: the annotation of a GenBank genome assembly
AUGAAACGAUGUUAUUUUGAUGAUAAAAUUACUUUUCCUAUUUCAAAAAGUAUCAAACGAUUACGUGAUUAUGAUGAACAAAAACAAUUAAUUAAAUGUGAUCGAUCAUUAGAACAUCGAAAAAAAAUUCAAAGAAUCAGUCAAAAAGAAGAAGAAGAAGAGGAAGAAGAACAACAAUAUCAUUGUCAAGUUUAUCUAAAAUUAUUUCCAUCAACAUUAAAAUGUUCACUUGAUGUUAUUGUUAAGCCAAUAAAUAAACAAACAAAGGAUAGUGAUGAUAUUGAUUCAAUUUUAAUAGCAAAAAGUCGAAUACCAAAAACAAUCAAACCAGGUGUUAUUCGUGUUCGUCUUGUUUCAGCUUUAUUUAGUGCUGAUAUUGAUGUACAUGAAGAUCCAUCUCUUAUUAAACUUGAAACAAUUAAAAAUCAAUCUUAUCAUAAUCAUUUUGAUAAACAAUUUGCUCUUAUAUUAAAAAAUAGUCAAAUUGGUCCAGGUGCUAUUGGUAAACUAUUUAUUGAAUUCUUAGAUCCAUCGAAUGGAUCAUAUACAAACAAUCCACCUAUAUUCGAACUCAAUCUCAAUUUAGCAUCGCAAUAUAAAAUUCCAUUGACUUCGUCACAUCAGAAAAGUGACGAUAAUGUAAUCUGUUCUUCUUUAAAAUGUGGUUGUAUUCUUUCUUCGGAUCAAUCUCGUUUAAGUAUUAGUGACAAAUGCAAUUUAAUAUUAGAUGAUAUGAAACUUGUUCAUCGUCUAGCUGAACCUCUUCGUUGUUUAUGGAAAUCUAUUGGUCGUGAAUUAUCUCCUUGUUUUUCUGAAAUUGAUCUAGAUGAUUUCAAUCAAAGAUAUUUUUUAUCCGAAGGAAAUCAAGAAUGUACUUAUCAAUUAUUACGAGAAUGGUACACACGUGAUCCUCAUCAAGCAAAUAUUCGUUAUUUACUAACUCGAUUACAACUUCCUUUUCAUAUUGUUAUGACAAUUCACAAUAAUGUUGUGAGAACAUUUUCUUUAUCUUAA